CUUCCUUCCUUCUUCUAUCUUCACUGUCAAUCCUGUCUUCACUGUCAUUCAACUACCGUAACCUCAAGUGACAACUAGUCAUCCAUAUUAGUCACUUUCCUUUUGUUUGUUUUUUCCUUGCAUUUGUUAAUCGUUACCAUUCCGUUAUCGUUACCGUUACUAUUACCGUUACCCAUUACCCGUCACUUUUUCAUUUACUUACUAUAAUCAAUAAUCACAACAACCAGCACAAUGAAUACAGAAGAUCAGAACUAUAAACGAAUGCAGAUUAAAGUGUUAUACUCGUUCAAUAACAAUACCACAGUAUUCUUAUCCCGAUCCAAAAAUCAGUAUUCAGUUAAAACUGUUCAAAUACCGAUGGUAUCAUCUGGAUCUGAACAACAAGAUCCUGAAUUAAUAACAUUAGGAGCUUUUGAUUUGAAAAGCUGUAUUCAACAAAUCACUAAGAGUUCUCCUGAGAAUUUUAAAUUACAAUCUGAAGAUUAUGCUGUUUAUUAUAAGGAUGUAACAGAACAACCUGAUGAACCAUUUGUAGCGAAUGGAAUUAUGUCAGGAUUCUUAAAUAAUUCAAAAUCAGAUUUAAUCCCGGGCAGAGUAUGUCAGAAUUUAUCAGCUAGUUUCUUAUUUGGUGAUAAAGCAAAUGUAUCACCACUUACCCUUGAAAUUAGAUUAAAAUUACAUACUAUAGAAUUACAACCUCAACAAACUAUACAAAAAUCAUCUCAACAACAACUGCAACAAAUAGAUCAUCAAUCAUUACAACCAAAUUCACAAUCACAAUCACAUUCCCAUUCAAAUUCAAAUUCCAUGAAAAAGAGACCCUAUGAGCAAAGUUCAAUGCAAUAUCCUCAAAAGAGACCAACUCCAAUAGUUCAAUCAUCUAUGAAUUCUGCUAUAAAGGCUACUAGAACUAAAUCAUUACCUAUAUUUAAUAAUGUUCCAAAUCAAACCAUGUUCAAUAUCAUGAAUGCAGAUAAAAUGAAUAAUGCAUCAAGGUACGAUACUAAAAGUGUACAAGAUCGUUUUAAACUGGCACCUUUCUUACUGGAAAAGAUAAUUGAUAAGCCAGUACGGAAACAUAGAAAGCAUAUAAUAGAUCAUCAACAAUAUCAAUAUCAAUCUCAAUCUCAAUCUCAAUCUCAACCUCAACGAGCUAUGCGUACUAGAUCAAUGGUUAAUCAAACACCCUUAACUAUUUCUUCUCCAAUUACUGAAGAACCAAUGUCUGAUGCAACUGAUGAUACAGAGUAUCGUGAACCUAAUGAACUUCGUGAAGAAGAUGAAGAUGUUGAUGAUGAUGGAGAUUUCGAUGAACUUUCACCUUAUACUCCUCAACAACCACCUUAUAAACCACCUCAUGAAGUUAAUUCUAAAUCUAAUCUGGAUGAUCAAUCUAGAGAACCAUUUCAAUCAUUACCAGAUUUAGAAGAUUUAGAUAGUAAAAGAACUCAUACAAUUCCUCAUAGUAAAUUACCAAAAAAUCAUGGAUUGAUUUGUGUUAAUAGUAAUUGUGCAACUACAUCUUCAAUAGCUUGGAGAUAUUUUGAAACAGAAUUCAGACCUAAUUAUUUUGCUAUUCAUAGAGCUAAAGAAUUUGAUAAAAAGAAUUAUGAAGGUAUGUUUGGUCCCUUAUGUAAUGCGUGUUAUUUAUUCUUAAGAAAUAAAGGAUUUAUGAGACCAGAAAAUGUGGUUAAAAAGUAUUUACAACAACAAAGAUAUAAGAGAGAAUUAAAGAAUAGAGAAGAAAUUAAUGAAUUAAUUAGUAAUAGUGGAAUAGAAACUAAUAAUUCUACAACAAUAAAUAAAGAAAGAUCAAAUAGUCUUAGUGCUAUAGCUAUGAGGAAAUCUUCUCAAUUUGCAUCAUCUCCAAUAGUUCAACAUUCUAAUAAAUUUGUUACUCCAUCACAUACACCAUCAGCAAUUAAUCAAGUAAUUCAAAAUAAUGAACAAAUUUCUCGAGGAAAUAAUCGAUCUAAUUCUCAAAAUGAGUCAUCAAAUUUAUCGGGAUCUUCUAAUUCCCGUAGUAUUCAAAAUUAUGGUGAUUUAAAUGAUUUAAUGAAUCAAAUAAAUGCCUUUGGAGGUCCAUUGACUGAUAUUGAUCCUUUACCUCAAGAUCAAGGUUAUACUCCUCCAAUGAUGGCAACUAAAUCAAAUACUCGUGUAAUUAAUGUAUAUGAUGAUGGUGAAGAUAAAGAAAAUUGUCCACCUUCUCAUGAUCAACAAACCAAAGAUGCUAUUAAUUCUUUUGAUUCUAUGAUAGUUAAAUCUUUUACUCAAGUAUCACCUCAAAAGGGAGGUCAAAGUGAAUGGAUGAAUAGUUUCUUUGCUGAACCUACUCCAAAGGAUCAAGUAACUCCUGCUGAUUCUAAAACUCCAACUGAUGGAUUAAAAUCUGAUCCUAAAUCAUCUUUACCAAAUAUGAAAACUUUUACUCAUAAGAAAUCUUCACCUCCACUUAAUAAUAAAAAGGCUAUGGUUGUAAAUAUGCCUUCAUCACCAUUAUUAACCAAUCAUAAUUCGGAUGAAUUAGAUCUCUUAUUAUCCGAUGCUGUAGGGAAAUCAGUUCAAUAUGAUGAACUUGAUGAUGAAAUUCAACAAUUAGUUUCUAAGAAUAGUAAACUAUUUGAAGAUAGAUCUUCACCAAAGGAAGCUUCAAGAGUAAAUACUACUAAUCUGAUUAUGUCAUGGUCCAAUAAUGAUGAUACUAAUCAAUCAAGACCUAAUAGAGAUAUCAAUCUUGAUACAGGUUCAACUCCAAAUACUGAUUUCUUUUCUAAUGAUGAUAUUCAUGAUAAAUAUAAAAAUGAAGCUGAAUUUAAUAAAUUGAUGAAUAAUGAUCAAUCAAACGUCUAACUCGUGUUCAAUUGCAUACUUUGUAUUAUAGAUAGAUAGAUACCUG
This is a messenger RNA of Scheffersomyces amazonensis, 2899 nucleotides long. RefSeq lists its product as uncharacterized. Gene Ontology annotation, biological process: rDNA heterochromatin formation; regulation of transcription by RNA polymerase II; silent mating-type cassette heterochromatin formation. Bases 232 to 2853 code for a protein of 873 amino acids. NCBI's taxonomy places the organism in Eukaryota, Fungi, Ascomycota, Pichiomycetes, Serinales, Debaryomycetaceae. The record is from RefSeq and is a predicted model, not a curated record. The transcript has a single exon. Gene Ontology annotation, molecular function: zinc ion binding; sequence-specific DNA binding.